This is a messenger RNA of Penaeus vannamei (Pacific white shrimp), 8708 nucleotides long. Lineage: Eukaryota; Metazoa; Arthropoda; Malacostraca; Decapoda; Penaeidae. The record is from RefSeq and is a predicted model, not a curated record.
UGAACUGGGUUGAUCAUAGCAAGACACUUAGGGAACAAGGUAUAGAUGAGACAGAAAUCCUCCUUUUGCGAAGAAAAUACUUCUUCUCUGAUCAAAACAUUGACUCAAGAGAUCCCGUCCAGCUUGGUCUUCUCUAUGUACAAUGCCGAGAUGCCAUCCUUGAUGGGACUCACCCAGUGACACUCGAGCGAGCUUGCAGUUUUGCAGGAAUUCAGUGCCAGAUUCAGUUUGGUGACCAUGUCGACUCCAAGCACAAACCUGGAUUUUUGGACCUGAAAGAAUUCUUGCCUCAGAGUUAUGUUAAGACAAAGGGCAUUGAAAAAAAGAUUUUCCAAGAACACAAAACACAUGCUGGCAAGAAUGAGCUAGAUGCCAAGGUCACAUAUGUGGGUUUAGCUCGCUCACUGAAAACAUAUGGUGUGACCUUCUUCUUGGUUAAGGAGAAAAUGAAAAGUAGGAACAAAUUGGUACCACGACUUCUUGGAGUGACAAAAGAUUCAGUGUUGCGUCUCGAUGAGAAGACCAAAGAAAUCCUCAAGACAUGGCCUCUAACUACUGUGCGCCGAUGGGCAGCAUCUCCAAACACAUUUACAUUGGAUUUUGGUGACUACUCAGACCAGUAUUAUUCAGUACAGACUACAGAGGGUGAACAGAUUUCUCAGUUGAUUGCUGGCUACAUUGACAUCAUCUUGAAGAAGCAAAGAGCAAAAGAUCACAUUGGCAUUGAGGGUGAUGAUGGGUCUGCAAUGGUGGAAGAUACUGUCUCUCCUAUUAAGGCCAGCAUCAUCCAACAUGGAGACACAGAGGUGCACCAUGCAGAAAGGGAGUCAGUGUCCAAACCAGCUGUAAUGAGGCCAGGAGUGAAUGGCGCGCAGAGUUUCGGCACAGGAUCCAUGCCGGGAGUGCAGUCUGUGGCCAUUGUAGGGAAGAUCAAUCUUGCUCACCAGCCCCCUACAGCUAAGCAUCCUCAGGUGACCAGUGUCCUGAGCAAACCUCAAAAGGCACUUGUCUCAACCAUUGAAACUGGUCAUGUGAUCAUUGAAGAAUGUGCAGAAAGUCUGGAAACCAAGGCUGAGCUUCCUGAGCUGGGCACUGACCCAGCCUCCAUCAAGUGGAAGCAAGUCACCCUUGAUUCCAACAAGCAGACUGUCACCAGCCAGAUUGCUGCCAUGAAUGCUGCCACUGCUGAAGUUGUAACCCUGACUUCUUCUGUGCACGAAGAAGUGGAUCAUACUGCUGUGGGAGCUGCCAUUCACACUAUUACUUCCAACCUGCCAGAGAUGACAAAGGGUGUGCGUAUGAUUGCUGCCUUGCUGGAGACCGAUAAUGAGUCCAACAAUCUACUUGGUGCAGCCAAAGUACUUUGCCAUGCCUUCUCUGAUCUGCUGACAGCUGCUGAACCUGAGAAGAAAGAACCUCGUCAAGGUCUGCUUACUGCUGCAUCUCGAGUUGGUGAGGCAUCAACUGCUGUUCUCCACACUGUUGAUGGCAAUCUUGACCAUGAAACUCAAGACAUUUUGCUGGGCUUGGCCAAGGCUGUGGCAAAUACCACUGCAGCUCUCAUUCUAAAGGCCAAGGCAGUUGCAUCUCGUUGUGAAGACCAGGAGCUGCAAAAUGUUGUAAUAAAUUCAGCCACAGCAUGUGCUCUGGCAACUUCCCAGCUUGUAGCUUGUGCAAAGGUUGUUGCCCCUACGAUUGACAGCCCAGCUUGCCAAAGCCAGCUGAUUGAGGCAGCCAAGGAGGUAGGCCGUGCAGUUGAAGGCAUGGUACAAGUAUGCCAGCGGGCCACCCAAGAUGAGGCACUUCUUAGGGACCUCUCUCAGGCUGCAGGUGAAGUCACCCGUGCCCUUAAUGAUCUUCUAAAUCACAUCAAGACGGCUGGUGAACAGAAAGGAAGACUCAGUGUCCAUGAUGAAGCAGUGGAAACCAUUCUUGUAUCAAGUGAGAAAUUGUUUGCUUCACAGGGGAAUGCAUCAGAAAUGGUCAGGCAAGCAAAGAUAUUAGCUCAGGCAACCUCGCAUUUGAUCCAGUCCAUUAAGUUUGAAGCUGAAAGCCAGACAGAUACUGAUUUACAGAACAGAUUGUUGGCUGCAGCCAAGCAACUCGCAGAUGCAACAGCUAAGAUGGUAGAAUCAGCUAAGCAGUGUGCUUCAAAUCCUAAUGAUGAGAAGAGACAGUUAGAACUUAGACAGGCUGCUGAGAAUGUAAGAAUUGCUACCAAUGCAGCAGCUAGUAAUGCUUUAAAAAAGAAGAUCAUCAAACGUUUGGAGAAUGCAGCAAAGCAUGCAGCUGCAACGGGAACUCAGUGCAUGGCUGCAGCACAGGGUGCUGGACCACACAACACAAGUCCAGGUACACAGGAUGAGCUAAUAUCUGACUGUAAAGCAGUAGCUGACGUGAUUCCACGACUUGUAGAGGGUGUCAAAGGAACAAUCAAUAAUUCAGAUUCUCCUCGUGCUCAGUUAGCACUUAUUAACUCUUGCAAUCAAUUCCUACAGCCAGGUACAAAGAUGGUUGCUUCAGUAAAGGCUGCCUUACCUACAGUGUCAGACCAAGCUUCAGCCCUUCAGCUUAACAAUUCUUCAAAACAGUUUGGUCAGGCUUUAGUGGAUCUUAGGUCUGCUAUUGGAAAGGCACAGGAGGCUUGUGGAUCACUGGAAAUUGACUCUGCUUUGGAUGCUAUUCAGGGUCUGAAAGAUGAUCUCAGUGACUUGAAGGAAGCUGCUGACAAAGGCACUCUGCGUCCCUUGCCAGGUGAAACACAAGAGAGUGCAGCUCAACAUCUUACGAACUCCAGCAAAACUGUAGGCUCUACCAUGGCUCAGCUUCUGACUUCCUCUGCCCAGGGCAACCAGCACUUCAUAGGCUUAGCAUCACGGGAUACCGCACUGGCGCUGAAGGAGUUCUCUUCUGCUGUUCGUGGUGUGGUGGCUACAUCAACAGACCAUGACUUGCGUGACCGUCUCAUUCAUGCUGCUCGUGAGGUCAUGAUCAAAUCAUCAGAACUGAUAGAAGAAGCACGUAUAGUGGUACAAGGUCCACAGGAUGUUGCAUCUCAACAAAAGCUUGCCCAGGUGGCAAAGGGAGUCUCACAGGCUCUCAACAAGACCUUCAAUCUUUUACCUGGCCAGAAGGAUGUGGAUGAUGCUAUUUUGACUAUCACAGAUUCAACCAAUGAUUUAGAUGCUGGUAGAUUCCCACCCACCACAAAACCAUAUGGUGAACUGCAGUCAGAACUCAGCAAUGCUGCAGCUGAACUUAACACUGUUACAACUGAGGUGGUUUCUUCAGCCCGUAUCUCAACACAGCACUUGGCCACAUCAUCAAAGAAAUUCUCGACUGCAUUUGGUAGUCUGAUGGGAGUAGGCAUGGAAAUGGCUGGUACUACUAAGGACCAAGAAGUUCAGGGGCAGAUGGUUGUCAGCCUUAAGAGUGUUUCAAUGUCAUCAUCCAAGCUGUUGGUAUCUGCUAAAGCUGUUGCAGCUGAUCCCAAUGCUCCUAAUGCAAAGAACCAACUCGCAAGUGCUGCUCGGGCUGUAACAGAUUCAAUUAACAACCUUAUCAAUGUAUGCACUUCAGCUGCACCAGGGCAGAAAGAAUGCGAUAAUGCUGUACGAGCCAUCCAGUCCAUGAGGCCUCUUCUAGAUCAUCCAUCAGAACCAGUGACAGAUGCUUCAUACUUUGAGUGUCUGGACACAGUUAUGGACCGCUCUAAGAGUCUUGGAGAUGCCAUGACUGGUAUUGCCAAUCAUGCCAAAAAGCUGGAACAUGAUAGAUUUGGCAGUGCUGUUAAAGAAGUAAGUGGAGCCAUCUGUGGUCUGGUGGAGAGUGCUGCUCAGGCUGCCUAUCUUGUUGGUGUGUCAGAUCCAACAAGUGUUGCUGGACGCCCAGGAUUGGUUGACCAGUCCCAGUUUGCUCGUGCCUAUGAGGCAAUUAUCACAGCAUGUGAAACACUUUCCAACCCCAACAGUAACCAGCAGGAGGUUCUGAGUGCAGCAACCAUCAUUGCCAAGCAUACAAGUGCAUUAUGCAACAGUUGCCGUGUAGCAUCUGCCAAGACAAAUAACCCAGUUGCGAAGAGGCACUUUGUACAGUCUGCCAAAGAUGUGGCAAAUGCAACAGCUCAUCUAGUGAAAGAAAUAAAAACACUGGAUCAGGACUACAGCGAUGAGAACCGGGCUCGAUGCAGUGCAGCCACUAAACCCUUGCUGGAAGCUGUGGAGAACCUAUGCACUUUUGCAAACUCACCAGAUUUUGCAUCAGUACCAGCUAAAAUUUCUAGCAAAGCUCGUGAAUCACAAGAACCAAUCACAUCAGCAGGCAGAGCUAUCAUCAGUGGAUCAUGUUCCAUGAUAGAAUCAGCCAAAAGCCUUGCUGUCAAUCCAAAAGACCCACCAACCUGGCAGUCACUUGCUAGUCAUAGCAAGAAUGUAUCUGACAGUAUAAAGAAGCUUGUGUCAUCAAUUAGAGACAAAGCCCCAGGACAGAAGGAGUGUGAUGAAGCCAUUGAUAAACUUAACAUGAACAUUAGGGACUUGGAUCAAGCAUCCUUACGUGUGUUGGACCAGAACCUCCAGCAACAGACUGAAAAUUCCUUGCAGGGUUUCAAUGAACAAGUAGAGAAUGCUGGACAAGCUCUUCUAAACAAUAUCGAUAAGGUUCGUUCAGCUGCCAAGAGUGAGGCAGAGAAGCUUGGCCAUUCCAUCACUCAGAUGUCAAGCUACUUUGACCCAAUGGUCACAGCUGCUAUUGGCUCUGCAUCAAACAUGCUCAACAACAAACAGCAGAUGUGUCUACUGGAUCAAACAAAGGCUGUUGCUGAGUAUGCUUUGCAACUUGUUUAUGUAUCCAAGGAGGCUGGAGGCAAUCCCAAGGCAAUCCAUGAUCAUCCAGAUGUGGAUGAUGCUGCAGAUACUAUGAAGGAGACACUUCAGGAGCUACUGUCAACUGUAGAAACAAUAGCCACAGAGGCUGGUGUUGUCUCAGGAUUGGUUGAGUCAAUUACCACAGCCAUGCACAGACUUGAGGAUAAUGCUGUUGCUGUCUCUGAUGACAGUGAGAGCUUUGUUGACUAUCAGACACGAAUGGUCACAGCUGCCAAAGAGAUUGCAAGAUUGGCUCAGGAUAUGGUUGGAAAGGCAGCCUCAGAUGCUAGUCAGCUGGGUAAUCUUGGAGCUAGUGUGUCACAUCAGUACAGCUCCUUGUCCUCAGACUCUGCUGGGGCCAUCCGUCAAACUUCAAAUGCAGAAAUUGCUACUCGUCUGCGAAGCAGUGUGCAUGAGCUUGGACAGGCAUGUAUUGACUUGGUGAAGUCCGGAGGGUCAUGCCAGGCUGCUCCACGUGAUACAUUCUGCCAGCGUGACCUUGCUGAAUCUGCUCGCCAUGUUGGAGAAAAGGCUUCUCAUGUUAUGGCUGCACUUCAAGCUGGUUCUCAAGGCACCCAGGCUUGCAUCAAUGCUGCUUCUACAGUCUCUGGUAUCAUUGGUGACCUUGAUACAACCAUCAUGUUUGCAACAGCUGGUACUCUCAAUGCUGAAAAGGAAGGUGAAAAUUUCUCAGACCACAGGGAAUAUAUUCUCAAGACUGCUAAGGCUCUUGUGGAAGAUACAAAGACACUUGUGGCAGGAGCAGCAUCAUCACAAGAACAGCUGGCUGUUGCUGCCCAAAAUGCUGUAACCACCAUUGUUCAAUUGUCUGAUGUUGUGAAGAGUGGAGCUUCCUCUCUUGGAGCAAAUAAUCCUGAAGCACAGGUGAUGCUGAUCAAUGCAGUGAAGGAUGUGGCCAUGGCCCUGGGUGACCUGAUCCAUGCCACAAAGGCAGCAUCUGGCAAGUCCCUUAACGAUCCUGCCAUGACCACACUAAAGGAAUCAGCAAAGGUCAUGGUAACCAAUGUGACAUCCCUACUAAAGACAGUAAAGGCAGUUGAAGAUGAACACACCCGAGGAACAAGAGCUUUGGAGGCCACAAUUGAAGCCAUUGCACAAGAGAUCAGGGCCUUUGAUUCUGAUGAGGCUCCAAAGACCAAGGCCACCCCAGAAGACUUGGUGCGGUGCACCAAGCCUAUUACUCUUGCAACUGCCAAGGCUGUUGGAGCUGGAAACAGUCUCAAGCAGGAAGAUGUCAUUGUGGCUGCCAAUAUGGGUCGCAAGGCUAUUUCUGAUAUGCUAACAACAUGCAAGGCUGCUGCAUGGGGAGCAGAAACUGUGGAACUUCGCUCAAAGGUGUUGACUUCAGGACAUGACUUAGCCAUCCAGUAUCGUGAACUGCUGCAGAUGGUCAUGCAUCUUAUUCACAAGCCAAGUCCUGAGGCCCGCAAUGCCCUGAGCACAGUGUCUCGCAAGAUUGCUCAGUGUGUUACAGAUUUAGUCUCUACAUCUGAGGCCUUGAAAGGUCAUGAUUGGGAAGAUCCUGAUGAUCCGACUGUAAUUGCUGAGAAUGAACUCAUUGGUGCUGCCAAUUCUAUUGAUGCUGCUGCUCGGAAGUUGAUGGCUCUAAGGCCUCGCCGUACUGAGACAAAGGAAAUUGAUGAAUCUAUGAACUUCGAUGAAAUCAUCUUGGAGGCCUGUAAGUCUAUUGCAGCAGCCACAGGAGCUCUUGUAAAGGCUGCUUCUUCAGCACAACGUGAGCUUGUUGAUUCCGGAAGAGUCAGGCGUCGUCCUACAGUCACCUCUGAUGAUGGGCAGUGGUCUGAGGGGUUGGUUUCAGCUGCUCGUCUUGUGGCUGCAGCCACACAUUCUCUGUGUGAAGCUGCUAAUGCACUAGUCCAAGGACAAGCAAGUGAAGAGAAGCUGAUCUCAGCUGCAAAGCAAGUGGCUGGUUCAACUGCUCAGUUGCUUGUAGCAUGUAAAGUAAAGGCUGAUCCAGACUCAAAUGCCACCAAGCGCUUGCAGGCAGCAGGAAAUGCAGUUAAGCGAGCCACAGACAACUUGGUAAAGGCUGCCCAGCAGGCCAUUGAACAUGAAGAAGAGUUUACUGUAGUUGUUAAAAAUCGUCUUGUUGGCGGUAUGGCCCAGGAGAUUGAUGCCCGAGAACAGGUCCUGAAAGUAGAAAGAGAACUUGCAGAGGCCAGAGCCAAGUUAUUAGCUAUCCGUCGUCAGAAGUAUGGAAAGGAUGGCAAUGAGUCAGGACUUUCAGACACUGAUGGAUAUCUCUCUGGUUAUGAUUCCUCCCAUGAAAAUUCUGGUGUCAUCACUACCACUCGUGCUGUAAAGGUUACAUGCAAGUAUCCGGAUCCCCCGCAAACAAGGUCGCCAAACCUCUCCCACACCACGUCAUUUAACCCAAGCCCCAUCCGCAGCCAUCUUACUUCACACCAAACAUCCCAGUCUUUCAACCAGUCACAUUUCCAGUCAAAUGGCGGAUCUGCUGAUAAUUCAUUCAACCUGUCUGGAGCCAGCGAUGGUGGUGCAGAGUUUGAUGAUGGACCGACAUUCAAGGAAGCCCUUAGAGCAUUCCAGAACAAAGGAACUGGUUCGGCUAGCUCCUCUGCCAACACCUCCUUGAACAGAUCCAGCAGAACUUCCACUCAGAAUGCCCAGCAGAUUCUGUCAAGCUCAACUCAGCGUAUUGAGCGCACCAUGCACAUGACCAGCUCAAACAGAAGCUAUCAUGUAGAGGAGAGCUGAAACAAGAUACCAAAUGCAUUUAUUGUGUUAGGUGUUAUAGAGUAGAUCUUCCCAGCCUGGUUAGGAUUGCAUUGCUUACAUUAUUGUCUCUGAAGAAAUCUAUUUUGUGUAGACAGACAUUAAAUUUACUGAAUAUUAUAUAUCAGCAUGUAUACAGGUGCAGUAAUUUGAGUUCAUUGUCAGGCUUCAUGUCGCUUUCACCCAUGUGCUUUUAUGUCUGCGUGCAAGUUAGGUAAGAAUUUUAAGUCCUGAACUACAGGUGCCUUUAAAUGUCCAGCCACAGGCAUCCACUCUUGGAUGUAUGGAGGAAAUGGACACCAGCCUUAUCACAUAAUAUUAUCCAGUUUCAAUUUAUAAUUUUUUAAGGUUAUUGUAUUUCCCCCAUUGCUUUAAAUCAAACUAGAUAGUUAUUAUGGGGAAAAUGCAACUGAAAGAUAAUGCUUAUUGAUUAUAAUUAAUAUAUUGAAUCCUAUAUUUAGAAAUAAGUAAUCCUUUUAAUAACAGAUAAACCAAAUAAUAAAAUGUUAAAUUGGAAUGUUCUCUAAAAGUUUAAACCAUUCAGCCUAGAAUGUUUCACAACUUAUCCCAUAGAUGUAAAUGAAUAACAGCUGACAUGCUUACAUUUUGGUUACUGAAUUAACAUUUUGGUGCUGAAAAUUUUCUUAUAUUAGUCACAUAAAACAUAUCAUGAUGUACAGUUGUAAUGUAUGCUAUUGUAAUGUAGCUUAGUACAAAGAGGGUAAAUAAGAGGGAGGGGGAAUUUUAUGAAAUAGAAGAUUUAUAGGUUAUUUAUUGUUUAUUAACAUGAUAGAGCUUCUUAAAUGUCAUGUAAUCAAUAUUACUUACUGCUUUUAGAAUUUGUAGGGGAAAGUUUUAGUGAAUGAUUUCUCUUCUUUUUAAGGCAUGAAAGAUAUGUAUACUUACAUGUAUACUUGUAUUCUCCCUCUCUCUGUGCACUGCCCACCACCUUGUUCUUGCGAGCCCACUCCAGUAAAUCCGUCGCAAAAGAAACAGUGCCUAGGGUCAGAAGGCCCUUGUGUCUUACCGUCUAACAUGUAACAUAUAAUAAAAGUGUGUACGCAA